UGUUAGCGCUCGCUGUCUGUCUACCACAGAAAGGGGUUUCUUAAAGUCACUCACAAAUUCUCUACUAUAUGUAUUACAAUUGGGAUUAUGAUUUUUUUGGAGGGGGGGUCAAAGAAGAAAGAAACCAAAUGACGUAGGAUUACAAUUAUUUUCAAAAAAAAAGAAGGAAUUAUCCAAUGUCAACUUGAACAGAAUGACUUCUGCUGUCGCAGCGUGAGGAGAGAACACAAUAGGCUACAUUCAGUGUUUUGUUCGGAGGCUGGAGUCCCCUGGUCAGCAAGGCCUGAGAAGUCAGCAUGGCAAAGAUCUGCACAGACCAGUCCUACCCGGCAACGACCAGGCAACAGCCGCGUCUCGGCACGCCCGAUGAUGACCUGGACUCCAUCGAGAACGGAACCUCCAGGGACAACUCAAAGUGUGAAGACACCUUGUCAGAGGUUCAGGGUGCUGUCUCUGUGUUAACCAGCAGACACACAGAGUCUCACAGAGACUCCUUUACAGGGUCAGGAGCCCUGGCCAGGCUCUCUCACUUCCUGUUCAUGCUGCGGACCUGGGCCUCUCACAAGAUGCACCACGAGGUGGAGAGACCGGACUCCUUCCUGGAGCGCUUCAGGGGCCCUGAGCUCAAAGAGGCCUCCAGCAGAGAGAGCAACGCACAGUCACUAGGAUACCCCGACAGAGUCCGCAAGAGGAAGAAAGAGAUUUGGAUCAUGGACCCGUCAGCAGACAGAUACUACAGAUGGCUCACCAUCAUAGCAGCACCGUGUUUCUACAACCUGAUGAUGCUCGUGACCAGGGCAUGUUUUAAUGAACUCCAGAGCACAUACCUAACUCUGUGGAUUGUCCUGGACUACACCUCAGACUUCAUCUACUACACAGACACAUUCGUCAGGUCUAGAACAGGUUUUCUGGAACAGGGACUGCUUGUGAAAGACGACAAGAAGCUUAGAGACAAAUACAAAUCAACGGCGCAGUUCAAAUGGGACAUGAUUUCAAUGAUACCCACAGACCUGCUGUUUCUGAAAGUGGGUUUAAACUACCCCGAGCUCCGACUAAACCGACUCGCAAAGAUGAACCGUCUCUUUGAGUUCUUCGACCGCACUGAAACCAGAACCAGCUUCCCCAACGUUUUCAGAAUUAGUAACCUGGUACUUUACAUCCUGAUCAUCAUCCAUUGGAACGCCUGCAUCUUCUUCGCCAUCUCCAAGACCAUCGGGUUCGGGUCCGACACCUGGGUGUACCCCAACAUCAGUCACCCUGAGCACGGCCGCCUUGCCAGGAAAUACAUCUACUGUCUCUACUGGUCAACCCUGACCCUGACCACCAUCGGAGAAACCCCGCCACCCGUUAGAGACUUCGAGUACCUCUUCGUGGUCACCGACUUCCUCAUCGGCGUGCUGAUUUUCGCCACCAUCGUUGGUAACGUUGGCGCCAUGAUUUCAAACAUGAACAAAACCCGUGCGGAAUUCCAGGCUAAGAUCGACUCCAUCAAGCAAUACAUGCAGUUCCGUAAGGUCUCCAAGGAUCUGGAGGUCAGGGUCAUUAAGUGGUUCGACUACCUCUGGACGGAGAAGAAGACCUGCGAUGAGAAGGAGGUGCUGAAGAAUCUGCCAGACAAGCUGAAGGCGGAGAUCGCCAUCAACGUCCAUCUGGACACCCUGAAGAAGGUCCGUAUCUUCCAGGACUGUGAGGCUGGUCUUCUGAUUGAGUUGGUGCUGAAGCUGCAGCCUCAGGUGUUCUCCCCAGGAGAUUACAUCUGUAAGAAGGGAGACAUCGGCAGAGAGAUGUACAUCAUUAAGGAAGGGAAGCUGGCUGUGGUGGCAGACGACGGGGUGACUCAGUUCGUGGUGCUCAGCGACGGAGCGUACUUCGGAGAGAUCAGUAUCCUGGGCAUCAAGGGUUCCAAGGCUGGCAACAGGAGAACGGCCAACAUCAGGAGCAUAGGUUACUCUGACCUCUUCGCCCUGUCGAAAGAUGAUCUCAUGGAGGCCCUCACUGAGUACCCCGAUGCUAAGAAGGCUCUGGAAGAAAAGGGAAAGGCUAUGCUGAUGAAAGACAACAUGAUCGAUGAGGACGUCGCUAACGCGGGUGCCGACCCUAAGGACAUGGAGGAGAAGAUCCAGAGGUUGGAGAGCAAUAUUGAAAUCAUCAAGACCAAGUUGGCCAAGAUCAUGGCUGAGUUCACAUCCAGCCAGAGCAAGAUCAAACAGAGGAUCACCAACAUAGAGUCAACAGUCAAGUCAGUCCGGCCCAAGGACAUAUCUGAAGUGGUGGCCGACAACAAGACACAGUAGUCCCACAACGCAACGUAUUUACCCAGAGACUUUUUCUAUUGAACGGGAACCAUUCUGAGAAAAAUGUCUCUUUUAAUGAUGAGCAUCUAAAAAAAUAUAAAUUUUAAUACACGAAAAGCGAAACAGAGAUACAAAACACCCUCAUAGAAAACAAACACAUUCUUCAGAAAUACCCUAGAGGCACCAACUCAUCACAUUUUAGAGAGUUUGGGAGAUUAUUAUAUUACACAAAUAAGGUGUCAAAAAAACUAAAGUAGAUUUACCUAACUCAGUGGAGAUCAAAGGCAUCUCCAGAGUAAGCAAUCCCGGAGAUCAGGUCUGGUAUCUCGUUCGUCUGUAGGUUAACAAUUAAGCAAGGUACUGCGGAAGUGCAAUGCAUCGAUCUACGAGAUUUCAAAAGAAAGCCAGCCUACUUUAAGAUGUUUGUACACUUCAAACAUUUUUUGCAAUAUUUUUUGGGGGGCAAUAUUGCAGAGUAAUUCUGCAAGCAACGGUUAAUGCAACUUUUUGCCAUUUAAAAUGAGGAACUUUUUGUUAUCUGGGGGACUUUUGAUCGGCAGUGCCACCUAGCAGACAAUUUUUUUAUCCUCCAUUCAGAGCGCAGCUAUUGGUCAUGUGAUCACUCUGCCAUUCUAAACUAUUUUGGAAAAAAUGGCAGGUUUUUGAGCUGAAGUGAAAGAAAAUCAACUCCUGUUUUGAAGUUAAAUGUUUCCUCACUGCAAUAUUUGAUCAUGAUACGUUAAUACAUGCAUACUGUGUUUAUUUUGUCAUGUUUAACUAACAAAAAUAUCCACGGUGGGGUGCAUGCUAAUUGACUAGCAAGUCCAUAUAAAGUCAAUGGGACAAACUGGCUAAAUUACCUAGAUACCUAGCCACAUCCUCCACAUUUGGAGGCGGCAGAUAGCCUAGCAUUGGGCUACUAACCAAAAAGUUGCUGGAUCGAAUCCCCGAGCUGACAAGGUAAAAGUCUGCCGUUCUGCCCGUGAACAAGGCAGUUAACCCACUGUUCCCCGGUAGGCCGUCAUUGUAAAAAAAGAAUUUGUUCUGACUUGAUUAGUUAAAUAAAAGUAAAAAAAAAAAAUGAUUGUUUACAAGCUAUAGCCAUUUCAUUUUUUUGUAUGUUUAGCUAGCUGGCUAGCUAGCUUAAUCCCAUUCACAUCUUUCUAGGUUAUGAAGAUAAGAGAAAUGUAGAUAUCUUUAUGUCUGCAUUGCCAUUGACUUGACUGGCAGCAGGUUGAGUGGGCUCUUUAUUUCUUGUUAUUAUUUUCUUAUUAUUUCUUGUUUAUUAGCUGAUUAAUUUCAGUAAGGCUCUGGCAAUCAACAGGUAUUAACAAUAUAUAGUAGAUUAGUAAAUAAAUAGGAAAUUGAUCUUCAUAUGAAGUCUAUUAUUCAUGUCCGUGUUGCUUAUCAUUGCUCCAGUGUCUCAUAUCCCAUUCCUUUACCAGCAACAUUGUUGCUUUGAUAACACCAGAAGAUAUCAUCCUCAGAAUCUCCAAAAUACAACAGCCACAGGACAACUUUGUUAGGACGUUGUAAAGGACCAUUCGCUGAAACUGAAAAGAUAUAGCUAGCUAAUAACCUAAUUUUCCACAUGGAAAAGAUGGUGGACAAAGACUUGCUAGCUACGUUAGCUAGUUAGCUGAGGGUUUUCUACAAGGAAUCUGCGUCUAGAAAAAAGCUUCUCCCAAGUGGGUGUGACACCUCCUCUUGUUGCCUGCUGCACAGCUGCUUGGAUUCCACCUGGCGAUCUGUUCACCGUCUGCCAAGGCCUGUCUCCCCUUGACUGGUAGAGGUACCCCCGCCACACUCCCCCCUCUCUCCUGAGCUUUCGCUCACCUCCAGCACACACACUUACAAUGGCUAGCCCCAAGUCGUUAUAUCUUCAUACUAUUUGCCUCAUGACUCCUGCGUGCUUUGUUGAUUAUGAACUUGCUUGUUUACCCAACCGUGGGACAGACUAUUUGUUCCCACACUCGACACUUUGACUCUCUAUUGGUUACACGGACUCUUGGCCUCCCAUCCUAUUCUAACCACCUCUCGCCGGCUUCGUAUUCAUGUUACCUGAUGAAAUUGCUGUACAAUAUGAUCUUGUUGCCAUCUGAUGCACAUUCAAAUGUCAUAAAUCAGCAGUGCAAAGCUCUCCCUGUCCUCUGCCGUGCCUGGAUUGUAUUACUGCUGAUGAUAUCUGGAAACGUGCAUGUACACCCUGGCCCAUCUACUUUUGCUAGCCCCAAUUCUGAUUUGUGCUCUGUUAUCUGCUUCACUGAUUUAUGCUCUCGUAAAAGCCUGGGUUUUCUGCACGUUAACACUAGAAGCUUGUUACCUAAAAUGUAUCAAUUGAAAGUGUGGGUUCCCAGCUCCAAUCCAGAUGUGUUAGUCUUUACUGAGACGUGGUUAAGAAAGAGUGUUUUGAAUACUGACGUUAACCUUUCUGGUUAUAACCUUUUUCGGCAAGACAGAUCUUCCAAAGGUGGUGGAGUGGCAAUCUUUAGCAAGGAUCACCUUCAGUGAUCGGUUGUCUCCACCAAGUCUGUCCCCAAACAAUUUGAUUGGCUGGUUUUACGCCUUAAACUUUCAAAUAAUUAUUUGUUGACUGUUGCUGGGUGUUAUCGCCCUCCUUCAGCACCGGCCUGCACCAAGAUCUCUCCUGGUCCCUUACAUUAAGUCUGAAUUUGUCCUGCUAGGUGACCUAAACUGAGACUAGCUUAAACUACUUGACCAAGUCCUAAAGCAAUGGGACUCUCUAAAUCUUUCUCAGAUUGUUACCAAUCCCCCAAAAUAUGACUCCAAACACCCAGAAAAGGCUACUCUCCUUGAUGUUAUCCUCACAAAUAAUCCUGAUUAGGUAUCAGUCUGGGGUUUUCUGUAAUGACCUUAGUGAUCCCUGUUUUACAACUGUGUUCGUAAUGGCUGCUCAGUGAAAUGGCCUGUCCUGAUUUGUCAUAGACGCUUGCUAAAAAAACUUUAAUGAGCAAGCCUUCCUUCAUGAACUGGCCUCUGUAAAAUGGUAUAGAAUCAGCUUGAUCCCCUAUGUGGAAGACCCUUGGACCUUUAAAAAAAAAUAUCUUCAGUGGUAUUGUUAACAAAUACGUGCCCAUGAAGAAAAUAAGAAUUUAAAACAAGUUCAGCCCCUGGUGCGCCCAUGAUCUGAUAGAGUUACUCCAGCUCAAGAAUUCCAUUUGGCAAAUCGCUCUGCACACGCAUGCUCAGGCUGACUGGCUCUCGUUCAGGCAAAUGAGAAGUAAGUGCACUCAGACUAUCCAGAAGUCCAAAGUUAGUUACAUUAAGGUUGCAGUUCUCUCUCUGUAGGUCUAACCCCAAGAAGGGGAGGUAGCCAUUGCUUGGAAGGCAUCCAUGGUACGUCCUUCAUUUAAAGGGGGAGAUCAAGUUGCUUGUAACUGUUAUAGGAAUUUUUCUAUUUUUGCUCUGUUUAUCAAAAGUGUUGGAAAAACUUGUCAAUAAUCAACUGACUGGCUUUCUUGAUGUCUAUAGUAUUCUCUCUGGUAUGCAAUCUGGUUUCCGCUCAGGUUAUGGAUGUGUCACUGCAACCUUAUAGGUCCUUAAUUAAGUCA
Salvelinus fontinalis (brook trout) is the source of this 5866-nucleotide messenger RNA. Its product is annotated as cyclic nucleotide-gated cation channel alpha-3-like. Lineage: Eukaryota; Metazoa; Chordata; Actinopteri; Salmoniformes; Salmonidae. Gene Ontology annotation, molecular function: cGMP binding; intracellularly cAMP-activated cation channel activity; protein-containing complex binding. Gene Ontology annotation, biological process: monoatomic cation transmembrane transport. The transcript is spliced from 7 exons. Gene Ontology annotation, cellular component: intracellular cyclic nucleotide activated cation channel complex; plasma membrane. The record is from RefSeq and is a predicted model, not a curated record. The coding region runs from base 297 to 2294 and encodes 665 amino acids.